Messenger RNA from Dendrobium catenatum, 589 nucleotides. RefSeq lists its product as uncharacterized. NCBI's taxonomy places the organism in Eukaryota, Viridiplantae, Streptophyta, Magnoliopsida, Asparagales, Orchidaceae. The record is from RefSeq and is a predicted model, not a curated record.
UAGCGAGUAAAAUUGGGAAACCAUUGGUGGUGGAUGAGCUCACAGCGGAAAAAACACGACUCACAUAUGCCAGGGUCUGUGUCCAGGUCGCUAAAGACUACUCUUAUCCGGAAACCAUUCCCAUUUCCAUUCUUGGAGAGCCGUUUACUCUUAAAAUUCAAUACGAAUGGAAACCAAUUCCUUGUCAACAUUGUGGAUCCAUUGUUCACUCUCCAGAUUUCUGUCCUUCAAAACCCACCUCUGAUCAGGCAAAAGCUCGUAUUCCUGCUAGGGGGAGAAGCCAAAGUCACAAACCGCCAAGACCGGACAACAGGAAUAACACAAGCAAUCCUCCAAAGCAGAAUCUUUCAUCUGGUUUAGCUGAAGGAAUCAUUGCUGCUACAACUUCACUACCUCCAUCUCAUCCAAUUACUGACCAGCCUAGGGUCAGUAACAACCAACAGUCUUCAAUCAAUAUUCCUUCCACCUCGCAGAUUCCGCCAGUCACCAUCCCACCCAGCAACACUCAGUCAUCUAAAUCUCACAUUCCGAAUCUAAAUUCGCCAACUGAUGAGGUAGUCAAUCCUAAUUUGGUCAUUCUGGCUAAUAA